This is a messenger RNA of Eurytemora carolleeae, 1053 nucleotides long. RefSeq names its product fatty acid hydroxylase domain-containing protein 2. The transcript has 16 exons. The coding region runs from base 31 to 1053 and encodes 340 amino acids. The record is from RefSeq and is a predicted model, not a curated record. Gene Ontology annotation, biological process: sterol biosynthetic process. Lineage: Eukaryota; Metazoa; Arthropoda; Copepoda; Calanoida; Temoridae. Gene Ontology annotation, molecular function: iron ion binding; C-4 methylsterol oxidase activity.
AAGAUUAAAAACUAUAUUUAGAGAUUUACAAUGAAAAGUAAAGUUGAAGAUGAAGGAAUGAAACCUUGUUUACAAAACAAAGAGAAUCAAAACAUUGAAAAGGCAUCUGAGGAUGAUGAGGAACAGACUGAUGGAUUCCUGACAGCACCGAGCCUUUCUGCGCUUCAGGGAGCAGCAGUGAAGGCCCUGUUUGUAGUUGGUUCUAUAGUUCUUGUUACAAUAUGUAUUAGGAAUUCAUUAACAUGGCACCUUGCCAGGAUUUGGGGAGGUUUCAGAGAGCAUCUGUGGCAGAACCUUUGGGACAAACUGAUUGACAGAACUGGCGACGACCCCUACACACUUUUCGUGUUUGGGACCUAUAUCUUAAACAAUCUUGUAUUCUGGUCGGUUGGAAGUAUUUACACAUACUUUGAUCUAAGUCUAGCACACAGGCAGUACAAGGUUCAGCCUGGAACCAAUGAACCAAUUGAUAUGAAGAAAUUCUGGAAACUGAUACGUGACGUAUUGUUCAACCAGGGAAAAAAUAAUCUGAAAUAUCGAGUGGAGAGGGUGCUUCCUGAAUUCCAUAUAGUAGUAUUGGAGCUCAUAGGGUUCCUUCUUAUUGAAGAAGUCCUUUUCUACUAUAUACACUGGGCACUUCACCAUAAAAGUGUUUACAAGUAUAUUCAUAAGAAGCAUCAUGAAUGGACUGCAGCAGUUGCGUUCACAUCUCUGUACUCGCAUCCUCUAGAACACGUGCUUUCAAAUCUACUUCCGGUUGCUUUAGGUCCUCUAAUAUUCGGAUCCCAUAUAUCUGUAUUCUGGCUUUGGUUUAACCUGGCGCUUACAAAUACUCUAAACUCCCAUUCUGGAUACCAUCUGCCCUUCUUCCCAUCAAACGAGUCGCAUGAUUUCCAUCAUCUAAAGUUCACCCAAUGCUACGGGGUUCUCGGUAUACUGGAUUAUCUACAUGGUACAGACUCAAUGUUUAGAGAAAAUAUAGCGUACAAGAGACACAUUAUGGUGCUGGGAACCACCCCAAUCAGGAUAUUUAUGCAGUUGAGAGACAUAUAA